UUAGAUACAUUCGUGAGUUCCGAAAUGACGAUCGAGGAAGAAGUUGAACAGGAGUCUUAUGAAUGUAACAUUUGUAGUCAAUCAUUUGCAGAAUCAGAUCAUCUAAAAGAGCAUAUGGUCAAUCACGAGCCUAGUGAUAGCAAAGAACGCCCUUUCAAAUGCGGAAUCUGUAAUAAGACUUUCAAACUAUCAAAAGUGUUAAAAACGCACAUGGUUACACAUUCUGAAGAACGUCCCUUUGAAUGUGAAAUAUGCAAAAAGACAUUCACCCAAUUAGGUAAUCUGAAAAGUCAUAUGGUCAUUCAUAGUGGUGAGCGCCCCCAUGAAUGCACUAUAUGCAAAAGGACAUUUACAAAUUCAAGUAAUCUGAAAAAACACGUUACAAUUCACAGUGGUGAGCACCCCUAUGAAUGCAGUAUAUGCAGCAAGACAUUCAGACUAUUAGGAAGUCUGAAAGGUCACAUGGUCGUUCACAAGGGUGAGCGCAACCAUGAGUGCAACAUUUGUAAUAAGACAUUCACACAAUUAGGCAAUUUGAAACUUCACAUGCUUGUUCACACCGGUGAGCGUCCGCACGAAUGCCGUAUAUGCGAAAAGACAUUCACACAAUUGGGUUCUCUGAAAACUCACAUGCUGAUACACAGUGGAGUGCGCUCACAUGAGUGCGGUGUAUGCAAUAAGACAUUUACACAUCUAGGUAAUUUAAAAUGUCACAUGCUGAUACACAAAGGAGUGAAUGCCCAUGAAUGCAGUAUAUGCAAAAAGACAUUCAGACAUCCAGCUAGUCUGAAAAGUCACAUGGCGACGCACAAUGGAGUACGUGUCCAUGAAUGCAAUGUAUGCAAGAAGACAUUCAUACAUUCAGGCAGUCUGAGAAGACACAGGCAGAUUCAUAACAGAAAACAUGCUUAUAAAUGUGAAGAAUGCAAUGAGGGAUUUACUGAAUUGAACGAUUUCAGGAUACACAUGGCACUUCACACAAAAGAAAUCAAUGAAGUAUUAUAGCAACUAUGAUUGCUAUUCUAUUAUAUUGAUUCAUAUUACUAUGUUUAAUAUUAACAUAAUCAAAUUAGGUACUGUUUAAUGAAUAUAAAAUUUAUAAUAAACAAUUUUGUAACCAGUACUCUUUAAGAUAGAACAU
Molecule: messenger RNA, 1141 nt
Organism: Ctenocephalides felis (cat flea)
Lineage: Eukaryota; Metazoa; Arthropoda; Insecta; Siphonaptera; Pulicidae
Product: zinc finger protein 525-like
Exons: 1
Coding region: 25-1005 (326 amino acids)
Cellular component (GO): nucleus
Source: RefSeq, a predicted model, not a curated record